AGGCCAAGUUGAUUAUUGUCUAGCAAAUUGGAGUAGUUACCAACAUCAAAUUGUUAACCAUAAUCUUUGCUCUAUUCUCAGUUAUAUAUAUUCCAUACCAUUUGUUUUUCUUUUCUGCAACUACAAAAGUUUUAUUGGUUUGUGUCUCCUAGUGUUAGAACCAACCAUUGUACGGCGCCUCUGAAAUAUUGUCAUAUGGAACGCAUUCCCAACUGAAUCUUAGCUUUUUAUUGUUUGUCUUUUUCGUUUGUUUUCUGCUACAAAUUUCCUGACAUCUCUUUUGCCCCAGAGCAUUGAUGUUCGCUUAGGCUUUUCUUUGUUAAACAGUGGUUCCAGCCUUCCAGAUUGGUUCUGUCAUCUUUGCAUGGGAAUGCAAGGAAAUUUGCUGAUUUGAUUCGAGAGGUGAUUUUUUGUAUUCUUUCACGGCAAGUUGAGUGAAAAUGGCAUCAUCGGCUACUUGGUUUACUUCACUUUCAUGUUCAAGCUCUGUGAUUCAAUCUCCGGAGGACACAUCUAUUCCUAUUAUAAUCCACUGGCUGAGAUUCAUUUUCCUCAACCCAUGUCCUCAGAGAGCUCUCUUCUCUGCAGUUGAUCUCCUGUUCUUACUUACCCUUUUCUUCUUUGUGGUUGUUAACAACCUUUAUUCUAGACUCUUAGGUAAUAACCAUGGCAGCUCUGACAUGAACAAACCUUUCAUAAUAGCCAACAGGGUCCACUCCAGCACGACUACAUGGUUCAAGCUCUCUGUCAUUGUAACGGUUGUGCUGGCGGUUUGUUACACUAUUGUCUGCGUUCUUGCAUAUAAUAGCAGUAACCAAGAGCCUUGGAAGCAAAUUAACGGAUCAUUUUGGUUAAUUCAAGCCAUAACUCAUGCUGUGAUUGCUGUCUUAAUCAUCUGUGAGAAGAGAUUUCAUGUUGUUAACCAUCCUGUCUUUCUCCGAAUUUAUUGGACUGCGAAUUUUAUCAUCGUUUCGUUGUUUACAGUAACUGGGAUCGUUCGUGUGGUUCAAACAAAUCAGGAUUGGUAUUUGAGGUUGGAUGAUAUAGUUUCCUUUGCUUCUUUCCCAUUAUCAGUUCUUCUUCUUGUUGUUGCUAUUAGUGGUUCAACUGGUAUAUCAGUGACCGGAGAAUCCGAACCGGCAAUGGAUGAAGAGACAAAGUUCAAUGAGCCGCUUUUGAGCAAAUCCAAUGUCACUGGCUUUGCUUCAGCUCCAGUAGUAUCAAAGGCAUUUUGGCUCUGGUUGAAUCCUCUGUUGAAAAAAGGCUAUAAGUCCCCUCUCAAAAUGGAUGAAGUUCCAACUCUUUCGCCUGAGCAUAGGGCUGAAACGAUGUCGAAGCUCUUCGAAGCAAGUUGGCCUAAUCCGCAGGAGAAAUCAGAGUACCCUGUUCGAACCGCAUUGUUGCGGUGCUUUUGGAAGGAACUUGCCUUCACUGCAUUCCUCGCAAUUGUGCGGCUCUCGGUUACGUACGUUGGUCCCAUUUUGAUCCAAAGCUUUGUUGACUACACUGCAGGGAAAAGAAGCUCGCCGUAUGAAGGAUAUUACCUUAUAUUGGUUCUCCUUGCUGCUAAGUUUCUCGAAGUGUUGACCGGUCACCAAUAUAACUUCAACUCUCAGAAGCUUGGGAUGCUCAUUCGCUGCACUCUUAUUACUUCUUUAUACAAGAAAGGGCUAAGGCUAACUUGUUCCGCGCGUCAAGCUCAUGGGGUGGGACAGAUUGUGAAUUACAUGGUUGUUGAUGCUCAACAGCUCUCUGAUAUGAUGUUGCAGCUCCAUUCUAUUUGGUUGACUCCUUUGCAAGUUAUUGUUGCUUUGGUGCUCUUGUAUGGGUACCUCGGUGCUUCGGUGGUGACUUCGAUGCUUGGACUGCUCGGUAUUUUUAUCUUUGUGGUAAUAGGGACAAGACGGAACAAUCGUUUUCAAUUCAAUGUGAUGAAGAAUCGAGACUCGAGAAUGAAGGCGAUGAACGAGAUGCUUAACUACAUGCGGGUUAUCAAGCUUCAGGCAUGGGAAGAGCACUUCAAUGAAAGAAUCCUAUCUUUCCGUGAGACUGAGUUCGGGUGGCUAAGCAAAUUCUUGUUUUCGAUAUCUGGAAAUAUCAUAGUAAUGUGGUCGACGCCAUUACUGAUAGCAACUCUUACAUUUGGGACUGCACUUAUAUUAGGUGUGAGACUUGAUGCUGGGGUAGUUUUCACAGCAAUAACUAUCUUUAGGGUCUUGCAAGAGCCCAUCAGGACAUUCCCACAGUCUAUGAUCUCACUUUCACAAGCAAUGAUUUCACUGGGGAGAUUGGAUAGUUAUAUGUUGAGCAAGGAGUUGGAUGAUUCAUCAGUGGAGAGACAGGAGAGUCGCCAUGGUCCGAUUGCUGUGGAAGUUAAAGAUGCGGCGUUUAGCUGGGAUGAUGAAACUGGAGAGAUGGUUCUCAAAAAUAUAAAUUUAGAGGUCAAGAAAGGGGAGCUUACCGCCAUAGUAGGGACUGUGGGAUCUGGCAAGUCCUCUCUCUUGGAUUCUAUUCUUGGUGAGAUGCACAAAAUAUCAGGAAAGGUUAAGCUUUGUGGGACAACUGCAUAUGUAGCUCAAACGUCUUGGAUCCAGAACGGGACAAUCGAAGAGAACAUCCUAUUCGGUCUGCCGAUGAACAGGGAGAAAUACAGGGAAGUUAUAAGGGUCUGUUGCUUGGAGAAAGACCUGGACAUGAUGGAGUUUGGUGACCAGACUGAAAUUGGAGAGCGCGGAAUUAACCUUAGUGGCGGGCAAAAGCAACGAAUACAGCUUGCCAGAGCGGUUUACCAGGAUCGUGACAUCUACCUUCUCGAUGACAUCUUUAGUGCUGUUGAUGCUCAUACUGGGACAGACAUAUUUAAGGAAUGUCUGAGAGGAGCUCUCAAAGAGAAGACUAUUUUGCUUGUAACUCAUCAAGUGGACUUCUUGCACAAUGUUGAUUUUAUUUUGGUGAUGCGAGAUGGGAUGAUAGUACAGUCAGGGAAGUAUAAUGAUUUACUAGAUUCCGGCACAGAUUUUGGAGCUCUUGUAGCUGCACAUGAAACAGCUAUGGAACUUGUUCAAGCAGGCAACACCAUGCCUGCUGAAGGUUCCUCCAAAACAUCCAAAUCUAAUCAGGUUGUUUCCAACAUUGGGGAAGCAGAUGGUGAAAAUAAGUCUCAAGACCACCCGAAAUCAGAUAAGGGGGAUUCUAAGCUAAUCAAAGAAGAAGAGAGGGAAACUGGUCAAGUCAGCUUGCAGGUGUAUAAAAUGUACUGCACUGAAGCUUUUGGCUGGUGGGGUGUGGCUGCAGUGUUGCUAUUAUCUCUGUCAUGGCAAGCGUCUUUAAUGGCUGGCGAUUAUUGGUUGUCAUAUGAAACUUCACCUGAACAUGCUGUUUCAUUCAACCCUUCACUAUUUAUUUCGGUUUACGCUAUCAUGGCAGUGGUGUCUAUUGUGUUGUUAGUGAUCCGAUCCUUUUUCGUCACACUUAUGGGGCUAAAGACAUCACAAAUAUUUUUCAGACAAAUUCUUCAAAGCAUCUUGCAUGCCCCUAUUUCCUUUUACGAUACCACACCGUCGGGAAGAAUUUUAAGUCGGGUAUCCAGUGAUCAGACUAAUAUCGAUAUCUUUGUGCCAUUUGUUAUGGGGAUUACUAUAUCUAUGUACAUUGCACUGCUAAGUAUCUUCAUAAUCACUUGUCAAUAUGCUUGGCCCUCAGUAUUCUUGAUAAUUCCACUUGGUUGGCUGAACUACUGGUACAGGGGAUACUACCUAGCAUCAUCUCGUGAACUAACUCGCCUCGAUUCAAUCACUAAAGCUCCUGUCAUCCAUCACUUCUCGGAAAGCAUCACUGGAGUCAUGACGAUUCGUGCUUUCAGGAAGGAGGAUAGUUUUUGUCAGGAAAAUGUUGACAGAGUUAAUUCCAAUUUACGCAUGGAUUUCCACAACAAUGGAUCCAAUGAGUGGUUAGGCUUCCGUUUGGAACUUAUCGGGACCGUAGUCCUCUGCCUUUCUACCAUGUGUAUGAUUUUGUUACCUAGUAGCAUUGUUAGGCCAGAAAAUGUUGGGUUAUCUCUGUCAUACGGGUUGUCCCUCAAUGGAGUGUUGUUUUGGGCCAUAUUUUUAAGUUGUUUCGUGGAAAAUAGGAUGGUUUCAGUUGAAAGAAUAAAGCAAUUCUCAAGUAUUCAGCCAGAAGCAGCAUGGCAUAUUGAGGACCGUCUUCCCCCUCCGAAUUGGCCUACCCAUGGCAAUGUUGAGCUCAAAGACUUGCAGGUUAGAUACCGGCCGAACACUCCUCUUGUACUUAAAGGCAUUACUCUGAGCAUUAAAGGAGGCGAAAAGAUCGGUGUUGUUGGUCGGACGGGGAGUGGGAAGUCAACAUUAAUCCAAGUUCUGUUUAGGCUGGUUGAACCAACAGCAGGGAAGAUAAUCAUUGAUUGUAGAGAUAUCUGCAUUUUAGGGCUGCAUGAUAUAAGGUCACGCUUUGGGAUCAUCCCACAAGAACCUGUCCUAUUUGAAGGAACUGUGAGAAGCAACAUAGACCCUGUAGGCCAGUUUUCAGAUGAAGAGAUUUGGAAGAGCCUCGAGCGGUGCCAACUUAAAGACGUGGUGGCAUCAAAACCCGAUAAACUCGAUUCCUUAGUGGUGGACAAUGGGGACAACUGGAGUGUGGGGCAAAGGCAGCUUUUGUGCUUAGGGAGGGUUAUACUAAAGCACAGCAAGCUUUUGUUCAUGGACGAGGCAACCGCAUCGGUUGACUCGCAAACGGAUGCUGUAAUCCAAAAGAUCGUAAGGGAAGAGUUUUCAGCCUGCACCAUUAUCAGCAUUGCUCAUAGAAUACCCACAGUCAUGGACUGUGACAGGGUUCUGGUGAUGGAUGCAGGAAGGGCAAAAGAAUUUGAGCCACCAUCACGCUUGCUUGAGAGGCCAACAUUGUUCGCAGCAUUGGUUCAAGAAUACGCUGAUCGCUCUGCUGGACUAUAGCCGCCGAACCAAGGCCCUGGCUGGCUGGACAUAAUUUUCUAAUUUGCUGCCUAGCAUAUAUUUAUCUAUAGUUUGCAAAAAAUGUGCUAUUUCCUAUCUUAGAAAAUAAAGUGGUUAUAUAAAGUGUGUAGUAUUGGCAUUGAUUUCUAUAUAUUGGAUAUUGAUUUUAAGUAAAUUUAUCUCAAAUUUAGUUUAAUUAA
Gossypium arboreum is the source of this 5167-nucleotide messenger RNA. RefSeq names its product ABC transporter C family member 14-like. Lineage: Eukaryota; Viridiplantae; Streptophyta; Magnoliopsida; Malvales; Malvaceae. The record is from RefSeq and is a predicted model, not a curated record. The transcript has 10 exons. Gene Ontology annotation, molecular function: ATP binding; ATP hydrolysis activity; ABC-type transporter activity. Gene Ontology annotation, cellular component: vacuolar membrane; plant-type vacuole. Gene Ontology annotation, biological process: transmembrane transport. Bases 441 to 4967 code for a protein of 1508 amino acids.